AUGGAGCUAAUCGCUCUUUGCCUGAUAAUCAAUUCCCUAUGUGUUGCCAGUCGCCUUGCAGUCAAACCUCAAAUGGAAACGAGUGCUAACACCGAGGCGAUAGGAUGGAAUAGUUGGAACACUUUCAAGACCAACUUCAAUCAAAGUACAAUCGAAGAUACAGCAUCGACAUUGGUGUCAACCGGAUUAGCUCGCGCAGGGUACAAUUAUGUUGUUCUAGAUGAAGGUUGGCAAGCUCUGACACGGGACUCGCAUGGGCGCCAACAACCAAAUGCAACCAAGUUCCCUUCGGGGAUAUCAUAUUUGGCGGACUAUGUUCAUAGGCUGGGGCUAAAACUUGGUAUUUACAGUGAUGCGGGGAUAUAUGACUGCGGAUUCUAUCCCGGGAGUUACGGUUUUGAAGAAGUCGAUGCGGAUACUUAUGCGACCUGGGGCGUAGACUACCUUAAGUAUGACAAUUGCGGUGGAUUCUACGCCAAUACCGUUUCUCCCCAGGAAAGAUUUCUGACGAUGAGCUAUGCACUUAAAAACACGGGUCGCGACAUAUUCUACUCACUAUGUCAAUGGGGAAAUCAAUUCCCUUGGUUUUGGGCGGACCAGUUCAGCGACUCAUACAGGAUGUCUGGGGACAUCAAGUCUUCUUUCAACUCCGAUAGCAGUGGUGUCUGCAAGACAGCCUAUUGUUUGAAUACAGGAUAUGCCGGAGUUAGCGUUUUGACCAUGAUUAGGAAAAUGCGGGAGAUAUCUGCGUUUCAAGCACCUGGAUCUUGGGCGGAUAUGGACAUGUUAGAAAUCGGUACGGGCACGAUGACUGAAUUUGAAGAGCGGACGCACUUUUCUUUUUGGGCGGCCUUGAAGUCUCCCCUCAUCAUUGGUGCCGACAUUACGAAAAUCUCGAGCACUUCGCUUGCUAUUCUCCUUAACAAGGAGGUGAUCGCAAUCUCUCAGGACGAUGCUGGGAUUGCUCCUACUUUUCUGCCAAAUAUCUCCGUCGAGGGAUCAGUUCAAGUCUGGGCAGGACCUUUGAGCAGCCAAAACUCCAAAUGUGUCAUCCUUGCGUUAAACUAUGGGAACAACAGCACCGACAUAACAAUACCAUGGGGCCAAAUUCCUACUUUGCAGAAUUUCAAGAGUGCACAGUUGAAAAUCAGAGAUGUAUGGGCUGAGCAGAAUCUAAAGACUACUGGAAUGGAGAUCAAGUUGCUCAAUGUCAGUAGUCACCAGACAAAAUUACUGGUAUUGUCGGCAAUUCAGAGAUAA
This is a messenger RNA of Hyaloscypha bicolor E, 1260 nucleotides long. Its product is annotated as glycoside hydrolase family 27 protein. Gene Ontology annotation, biological process: carbohydrate metabolic process. The record is from RefSeq and is a predicted model, not a curated record. The transcript is spliced from 4 exons. The coding region runs from base 1 to 1260 and encodes 419 amino acids. Gene Ontology annotation, molecular function: hydrolase activity, hydrolyzing O-glycosyl compounds. Lineage: Eukaryota; Fungi; Ascomycota; Leotiomycetes; Helotiales; Hyaloscyphaceae.